Messenger RNA from Anisakis simplex (herring worm), 918 nucleotides. Lineage: Eukaryota; Metazoa; Nematoda; Chromadorea; Rhabditida; Anisakidae. The record is from the annotation of a GenBank genome assembly.
AUGCUUUCGCCAUUCGUACGAGUCUUCGAAGUGGUCGAUCGCAAACAACGUGCCGACGUGCUGAAUCUGAUUCAGGGUGUUUUGAGACAACUCGUCUCUGUAGCUGUGGUUGACUCGUUAGGUUUAUGGGUGGUUGAAGUGAAAGAUUUUGUUUGGAGUGGUUCGAAGAGUGUUGUUGGACUUUCAGCGGUUGAGGUGCGAUUGAGUGUGCUCAGAUGCUUCAAGAAUGCCGAUCACGCGUUGCUGUCGCAUCUAGCACAGGCGGAUAUGCUUGAGUUGAUAUUCAUGAGUCUGCACGACGAGAAGCUCGAAAUACAAGAAGAAGCAGUGGCAUUGCUGGGCAAGUUGGGCGAUUUGAAUCCGGCAUUCGUGCUGCCCAGAAUGAGGAAAAUUCUGCUCGAAACACUGUCACAAUUGACGAACAGUCGAGUUGGAAGAUUGGAAGAAUACAGUGCACGUCUGAUAGCACAAAUAGCACAUUUGUCACCGAAAUUCAUGCGACCCUACAUGAAUCCAGUGCUGUCGGCUCUCAUUCCAAAACUUCGAUCUGAGAUUGUUCAUGUUGAUGUUACGAUACAGGUUCUGAAUGCAAUCAGUGAGCUGGCGAUCUCGGGUGGUGCAGAUCUGGUGCGUACAAUCGAUACACUGUUCACACCACUGCUGCAAUUUCUUCAAGAUUCCAGUAGUCUGAGUCGUCGUGAGGCAGCUCUGCGCACACUGGGACGAUUGUGUCAGAACACAGCGUAUGUGGUCGAUCCGUAUCGCGAUUACCCUGAACUGUUGGAGAUUCUACUGAGACUACUCAAAACUGAAAUGAGUGUCUCGAUGAGAAGGACCACAAUGAGGGUAGGGUAUACACCAGUGUAUUUAUUUCGUUAUUAUUGUUGUUACUUUCAUUAUUGUUAUAACUAUUUUUAA